Molecule: messenger RNA, 1194 nt
Organism: Equus caballus (horse)
Lineage: Eukaryota; Metazoa; Chordata; Mammalia; Perissodactyla; Equidae
Gene: PRR27
Product: proline rich 27
Cellular component (GO): extracellular exosome
Source: RefSeq, a predicted model, not a curated record
UCCAUUCCAUCUAUUCCCUAUUAGCCGAAGUUCUCAUAUUACACAGCCCAGACUUCAUUCUUAUUUUACAUAUUAUUUUAAUAGUUCAGAAAACUCUUCUGCCCCUCGGCACUUAGUCCUACCUGGAAAAAAUCCAACCACAAAACCAAUCCACUCCACCCAAGCAGCUGAAUCCUAAAGUUCAGACUGGACUCAGGAGUUCACAUAAACCCAGUUCUACCCAGUAAUUCUCAUGUUUUUCUAAAGAACUGAACAGUGAGGUUGAGUAAGGCCCUCUCACUUCAAAGCUAUUUGAAGAAAAAAAUAACAAGAAGAGAAAAAUUAUUUGAAUGGGACGUGAAUGUUUUGUUUCUUCUGGAACAUUCUACAGUAUAAAUCGCAAGUGAUACAUAGGGUCAAUAAAAAUGAAGCUACUGCUUUGGGCCUGCAUCGUGUGUGCUGCUUUUGCAAAAAAGCGUCUCCACUUCAUUGGUGAGAAAUUUCCCUCAUCUAGUGAAGAGGGUUACAAGGGCAAUCGUCACCCACUUAACCCAUCUCUGAAUAUUCCUUAUCCCAUACCAAACAAUGAUGUCACUCCUUCUUACUAUGCUCCACGGAAUAAUUUCCCAAAUCACCCUUGGACUCCUAACUCUGAUACGGGGGUAUCCCUGUAUCCCUGGAUUCGCACUGCUCCUGGAGCCAUCAACCGCAUUCCUAGUUUUCUCCUACCUACUUGGUUGGCCCCUCCUCCUUCUUCUCCUCCAGGGGCUUCUCCCCAUGUCCCUCCCUCAAGUACACCUGUAAGAGCUUUUGGCUCACCUAAUGAAGCUGCAGCCAAACUUGAGCCUCUUGCAGCCACACCUCCUGCACCAGAGGUUGUUGCAGUUGACCCUGCUGUGAUUGAGCCUGAUGAAGUGGAACCUGCUGUAGCCACACUUCCUGCAGCCAUAUGUGCUCCAGCUUCACCUGCUGCAGCCAUACCUCCUGCAGCCUCACUUGCUGCAGCUAUACCUCCUGCAGCCUCAUCUGCUGCAUUUGAGCCUGAUGCCCCAGAACCUCAGCUUUCUCCUUUUCCUGAUCAGGUAAAGGAAUGAAAUCUUCUAGAGAGGAGAGUACCAUGCAUUUGUUUCUGUACUGGUACAGAAAUCCGUGAAAUCUACAAAAAUUUACUUUUCCGAAGACUCUCAUUCUGUUAUAUUAAAAAUAUCAAUCUCA